AUGUAUUCCGCCCUAGCCGCGUCAUUGUUGACGGCGACAUUGCUGUUAACGAGCCCGGCGUGCGGUGCAGCGCAUCCACGCAUCACUCCGCCGAGCGUCAAGGUCCGCAAUGGGUCUUACCACGGCAUUCUGAACCAGCACUAUGACCAAGACCUGUUUCUCGGGAUGCCCUUUGCGCAGCCUCCGGUGGGAGACUUGCGGUUCCGCCAGCCACGGUCAUUGAACACGACUUGGGACGGCAGUCGAAGUGCCACGGCUUAUUAUCCUGAGUGUUUCGGGUACAGUAGCGACGAUUGGGUACUGGGCAACCCUGUCUCGGAAGACUGUCUUGCCAUUAACGUGGUGCGCCCGCAUGGUGUUGCAGAGGGUGACAAGCUGCCCGUCGCAGUGUGGAUCUAUGGCGGUGGAUGGGUGGCUGGUGGAAGCCAGGACCCGCGGUAUAAUCUUUCGUUUAUCAUUGAGCAGUCCGUGCAGAUGGAUAAGCCGAUGAUCGGCGUGAGCCUCAACUACCGUCUCCAGGGAUGGGGAUUCAUGUAUGGCGAGGAGGUUGUCAAGGAAGGAGAUGCCACCAAUGCGGGAUUGCAUGAUCAGCGGCUUGCGCUGCACUGGAUCCAGGAGAAUAUCGCGGCGUUUGGAGGUGACCCGAGUAAGGUCGUUAUUUGGGGACAGAGCGCCGGCGCAGAAAGUGUGGGUGCGCAUCUCGUCGCCUAUGGAGGCCGAGAUGAUGGGCUCUUCCGCGCCGGUAUUGCAGAAAGCGGCACACCCGUUUCGGCAACGGCGUAUGUGACUGCUUCGGAGUGGCAGACACAUUACGACGCCAUCGUCAGCGCAACCAACUGCACCGGCACGCCCGAUACGCUCGCGUGCCUGCGCAGCGUCGAUACAUGGGCGCUCAACGACGUGUUGAACAGCUCCAUCGUCAGCAACGAGGCAUACCGCCCCGUCAUCGACGGGGAAAUUAUCCAGGGAUCCACGCUCACGCAGCUGCGGGAGGGCAAAUUCGCCCAUGUGCCGCUCUUGAUCGGCAGCAACUUCGACGAAGGCACGAACUUUGCGGGGAAAUUUGGCACCAUCAAUACCACCGCUCAAUUCCGGGAUAUGGUCCAGACCUGGGGCCCGAACGACACCGUCAUUGAUACCAUCGACGCACUGUAUCCGGAUAUCCCUGCCAUCGGAAUCCCCGCCACGCUGGACGGCCGACCCCCGCCCAACCUGCAAGGCGAGUAUGGGUACCAGUGGAAGCGCGACUGUGCCUUUGUAGGCGACAUCCAGAUGCAUGCACUGCGCCGCACCACCACGCAGAUGUGGGCCAAGUACGACGUGCCGGCGUAUUCGUAUCACUUCAAUGUACUCGUGAACGGCCAGCCGCCGGAGAUGGGCGCCACUCACUUCCAGGAGGUGGCCUUUGUCUUCCACAACAUCCACGGUCUUGGAUAUGAGACUGCUGUCGCUGUGAACCCGUUCGCAAAUGAGACCGAGACCUUUUUCGAGCUCGCCACCAUGAUGUCUCGGAUGUGGGUGAGCUUCGUGAAUCACCUUGACCCGAACCAGUCGGGCACUACCCGAGUGCACUGGCCGAAGUAUACCACAGAGGCCCCACGGAACAUGGUGUUCGAUGUAAAUGUCACGAAUCUGGCGUACAUUGAGGAGGAUUAUUAUCGGGCGGCGCCCAUCGCGUAUCUGCAGGAGCAGUUGUCCACCGCAUUCGGACGAUAG
Penicillium lagena is the source of this 1716-nucleotide messenger RNA. Its product is annotated as triacylglycerol lipase. The transcript has 2 exons. The record is from RefSeq and is a predicted model, not a curated record. The coding region runs from base 1 to 1716 and encodes 571 amino acids. Gene Ontology annotation, molecular function: carboxylic ester hydrolase activity. NCBI's taxonomy places the organism in Eukaryota, Fungi, Ascomycota, Eurotiomycetes, Eurotiales, Aspergillaceae.